AUGGGCGGCUACCUGAGCCAGCCUCCCCCGCAGCCGUCGCCCCUCGUGGUCCUCGACGGAGGUCCCCCGGACAACCCGGAGCACCUGGGGCAGGCACACCUGCUCCCCGCGGCCUGGAGCCCGUACCUGGCUCCCCGGCUGUGGGAGGAGCUACAGCCGCCCUCGCCCAGGAGGCGCCGUGGUUUCCGCCGUCGGGGCGCCCCGGUGCAACGCCGGGGUUCCCCCAGCCUGCAGGCGCGCUGUCUGUUCCUGGGGGUGCUGGCUUCGGCGGCUCGCGGGGGUCUGCAGAGGAAGCCGGCCCUGUGGGACUGCGGCGCCAGGAUGCUGUGCACGUCGGUGGUGCUGAGGCUGGCGUCGGCCAAGGGCAAGCUGUUGCUGCGCCUCGCCCUGCAGCACACCGUCACCUGCCUGUGGACCUCGCUCUGUGUCUACCUGCCCAGCCCCUACGUCAAAGAGGCCCUGGCCAGGGCCCUGGAGAAGCCCGGCCCACCCAGCCUCCAGAGCGACGAGCACCCAGGCACCCAAGAGGAAAGCCGCUUGGAGCCGGGGGGGCAUCGGGGAGGAAAGACGCUGGGUGAGCACUGCGGGGCUUCCGAUGGCAGCCAGCGCCCCAAGUCUGCCUUCCGGCGCCUGAUGGUCCACGGGGUUCUGUCUUCCUUCGAACCCAGGCCCGGGCCCCUGAAGAGAGACGUGGCUGCCCAGAGAGCAGACAGCAAGGCGAGGAGGCCCUCCCACUCCGGCGCAGUGAGCUUCCGCGGGCCCCGCAACGCCAUCACCAGCUCGUACAGCUCCACGCGCGGGCUCCCGACGCUGGGGGGCAGCCUGGAGCGCGCCACCGAGUCCCGGGGCCCCGCCUCGCCUCGGCCGCCCUGCACCCCCCGGAGGGCCCCCCGGACCAGCCCCCCGCCCCGCAUCCCCGCCUCGGCCCAGCCGACACCCAGGCCCGCCUCGGACCCCCCAGUGCUGGGGUCCGAUGCAGGGCGCCGCUCCUCCCCGGACCAGGGCUCCAGGCCCCGCAGGCGCCGCACCUGUCUGCUGCUGCCCGCCAGGAGGGAGGACGCCCUGUGCCUGCCCCUGCCCCCACAGCUGGGCUACGGGGUCACCCCAGAGGACAUGGACGCUGAGAGGAGGGCGGCCAUCCAGAUGAUCAACAGGAUCCUGGAAGGAUGAUGGAGCUAAAACCCGAAGCGAUUAACUAGUGAGGUGACAUGGUGACUUCGUGACCAUCUGCCUGUGAGCUGACCCCGGCUCCUGAGGGUCUCAGUUGCACUCUGAGCCUUGAGUGCCAUGUAAGACCCUCGUAGGCUAAUUUUGAUACUUAAUAAGACAAUUAUCUGGAGUGCUA
This is a messenger RNA of Erinaceus europaeus (western European hedgehog), 1345 nucleotides long. RefSeq names its product nuclear envelope pore membrane protein POM 121-like. The coding region runs from base 1 to 1170 and encodes 389 amino acids. The transcript has 2 exons. Lineage: Eukaryota; Metazoa; Chordata; Mammalia; Eulipotyphla; Erinaceidae. The record is from RefSeq and is a predicted model, not a curated record.